UCCAACGAGAGAAGAAGGCUUUACAUUUUUUCCGUUAAAAGGCGCCCACCCGCCGCAGCAGCAGCAGCAGCAGCAGCGUGGGUUUGUCAGUGGCUGCUGCGUGGGCGCAGUGGAGAAAGCAAAAGGAAAGCGAGAGAGAGAGAGAGAGAGAGAGAUGGCGGAGUGAUUCACUUUGCGGUCUCGAAUUCGCUUGGUGCAGGUCGGGAACUGAUUGCUUCUGUCACCUCCCCUGUCCCUGAUUGCCGACGACAUCUGACUUAGGUGCGGCAAUUUCCGCUGCGGCGGCGGAAGGGGACGAUUAGAUCCCGCCUUGCAUCAACUGAAUCGGAGGCCGCAGUGAAUUUUUUCUUUUUUUUGGGCGAUGUCGGCCGGAAGAGAGGUUGAACUUGCAUGGCGGUAAGGUUUGGGGAUUGGAUUGGAUUGCAUCUCCGUUAAUUCUUCUUAACUGCAGAUCUGUUUCAGGCGUUUCUGGUUUAGUUUUCAUCUGAUGUCAUCUGCUCUUGUGUCAGAUUCGGUUUCGGUGUGUGCGGUAAGGAGGAAAUGUAAUCCUGCGAUGUUGUUAGAUCUUCUGGUUUUCAGUUUGAUUGGAGAAUUAAUUUGUUGAUUCUUCUGAUAGAUCUUUCGGUUCUGUGUGUUCGAUUCGAUUCAUUUGUGGUCUAGAUUUUUGUCCGGCGAUUGAUCUGGAGUAUUGGAUCAAUGAGCUGUAUGAAUAGCUGAGCCAGUUCCAUUGAUUUCUCCCCCCUAAUUUGUGCUGUGUUAACUUUUAGCUUGCAGGUGGCUUUGUCGAUGGCGUGUCUAUUGAUUGAGAAAUCAAUUGGUUUCUGAUGAUGGUUUGAUGACUUGUCUUUAAAGUUUUCUGAGAUUGUAGCUGCCUGCCGGGGGCGCAAGGUUUGAUUUGAUCUGGCUCUGCUUGGAAUGUGUUUAAUUGCUCCGCGUCGAUGAUUAAUUGCUAUCGUAUCGCGAUUCGAGUCGAACUUUUAAUUUCCUUUCCUUGAUAAAACAGCUCAAUAACAUUUCUUUUUUUACCUCACUUUCAUUGUAAGAAGAUUCAUUUGUUUUCUGAGAAUAGAUUUUGGACUUUAGAGGCGCUUUAAGAAAGAGCAUUCAUUUUUUUUGCUAUGUUAAGAACAUUCAUUUGUUGAAAGUCCUGGUUUGACAUGGAUGCUUUAGCCUUUAUGGUAGUUGUUGAACUCUGCACAGAAAUGUCACCUCAUAUCUGCCAUUUGUUCUGUCCAAUUUACACCAUUUAUUUUGCAGCUUGGGUUCAAUCCAGCUAAAUAGGGAUUUCUCUAGCUGAAUUAGACAUUUGGUGUUAAGCUUUUAAUGCAAUGGUAUUGGUCAAAAAACGCUUUGUGUGUCGUGUGUCUAAUGUAGAUCUGUAAGUAAGAGGAGCAUGAGUGUACCAACUCUUGAAUGCACGGAGUUUACAGAAUGUGGCAAACUGUUGUCAGACGACUGAGUCUUGUAUUGCCUAGUCAAUGUUGUCUUACAGUUUUAGCUUCGUUCUACUUCAUCUUUUUUUGUUAAAAGAUUUCUAAUUUAUCAUCUACUGCCCCUAAGUAUGCUGCAGAGACACCCUGAGUUCUGAUGGGAUGUUUCUGUAAUGGUUUAUGUAUCAGUUAUGAUUGCUAACAAUGUGUUGUAUUAUAUGGAUCUGUUCCAGAAAUGCUUAUGUAGGGUGCCCUGCUCUAAUUACUUUUGGGAUAUGAUGUUUUGGAAUGUAUUCAUUAGUUAUUUGUAUGCUACUUCCUAUUUCCAUCCUCCCCAAUUUGGUUUCUUUUUACCCAAACGGGCUAUGAUUUUGUUUCUGACAGCAGAUGUGCUAAUUUUGCUCCAGAUUUCAUGCUCUAAUUCCAUUCCCCAUGAUUAUCCUCAUCUCUACUUACUUCCCUCAUCUGGAUGGGAUGGCAUCUUUUUGUUGAAUAUGAGCAUCAAAAUCCCACAUAGAGAUGAAAAGUCACAGUCAGGGCAUGGUUUUCAAGAGUUGCCCCCCCCUUUCCAUUGUCUUUUGCCCAAAUUGUCAAGCAUCUUUUUUUCAUUUCCCUUUUGUCCUCUGCUUUUAUAGCAUCUCUUUUUAGGAGCUCCCAAUUGUCAAAUUAUCUUCCACCACUAUUAUUCUUAUUCUGCUUUCCCCAUGAUUAUGCUCAUCUGGUCCCCGCCUUAAAUAAAGUUGACGCAGGGAAAGGAACUUAAACUUGCAAUGCAGGGAAUUCGACACUGAUUCUAGUUCCUUGCUCGCUGCUCAUUCAUCAUCCAUUGCCCUCGAGAUUGGUAAAGCAAUCAGAGGCUAGGCAUUACUUUUUUCGUGGUAGUCCAAUGUAGAACCAUUGUAAAUGUGACUCGGAAAGGAAAACUUUAAACGGCAGACAUGAAUGAUGCAUAUGGGUUUGCUUCAUGAGUGAGAUCAUUGGCCAACUGUGGCAGGGACUUUCGGUUCCUUCCUCUCCAUGAUUGCUUGCUUUCUCACUAUGAUGCAUUUUUUGCAGCGGGGAAUAGUCAAAAGGCGAUGAUGAAGACAGGAGAUGGUCUGGAAAAAAAAAAGCAGAAUCUCAAAGGCAGGACAGGCAGAUAAUUGAAAUGAUUCGCUUUUUAGUGGCCAAGUGUCCCCAGUAGCAGUAAGUAGUGUAGUAUUCCCCUGCCUUCUUCUUUUGAGAGGGUUUGUCUAUGCUGGAUUUUUAGAAUCUUUCUUUGUUUUCUGUGGUGGGCUCGUCUGAUCUGAGAGAGCUAUUGUUUAUCAGCCACUGAACUAAUAUGGUUAUUUAUCAUUGUAUCUCAGUGGGUUUGUUGAUGGUUUUGUUAUUUGGUAUUUCUAUUAUCUGUUGACAGAACUUGUUUUACUCUAGGGUUAGGGUUAAUGAAUGGGACCCUCUAGA
This is a messenger RNA of Linum trigynum, 2873 nucleotides long. The record is from the annotation of a GenBank genome assembly. NCBI's taxonomy places the organism in Eukaryota, Viridiplantae, Streptophyta, Magnoliopsida, Malpighiales, Linaceae.